Messenger RNA from Gasterosteus aculeatus aculeatus (three-spined stickleback), 3169 nucleotides. RefSeq names its product upstream transcription factor 2, c-fos interacting (gene usf2). Gene Ontology annotation, biological process: regulation of transcription by RNA polymerase II. NCBI's taxonomy places the organism in Eukaryota, Metazoa, Chordata, Actinopteri, Perciformes, Gasterosteidae. The record is from RefSeq and is a predicted model, not a curated record. Gene Ontology annotation, molecular function: RNA polymerase II cis-regulatory region sequence-specific DNA binding; DNA-binding transcription factor activity, RNA polymerase II-specific; protein dimerization activity.
CCGGUACACACUGUCCCCGCGCGACCAGGAGCCGCGAGCUGUCAGGUGGUUUGAGGGAAAACCCGUAUUGGAUCUCCGCGGUCACCUGGGCGGAAAACCGGAGAAAAAAAAAAGAAAAAGGCGCGUUGAGGACCGUCAUCGAUGUGCGUGUCUGAUAAACGCUGCUCGGAUCGAUAGGACCGGCUCGGUAACACAUACGUGACCGUCUGUCACCCGCAGAGACGAGAGAGUUUACAAGAGUAACCGAAACCGGGAACAAACCCCAAACACCCAUUUCGACCAGCAAACUGCUGGAGUCACGUGGACGCCGACAUUCGGCAUCUUACAAAGCAAACAAACACUUACGUGCAACAAAAACAAAAAAACGAAUACCCGCCGUCAAAUAAUGUGCUCGUUUGUACGCGAGCAGAAGAGUCCACUCCGCGUCUUAUCGGCCGCAUGGCGCAGCUUUGCGCGGAUAAACAGCAGCUGUGCGCCGCAGAGCGACCGGAAAAAAAAAGAAAAACACGGGCGAAAACGCUUCCAACCAACGAAUCUAGCAGGAAAUCCUCGUCCGCCCGAGCAGCUCGUCUCAAAUACCCCGAUCACCUCGGCGCCGCCGCCCGCGUGGCGUCGCGCGGACACCCGCACCGCGGCCUCUCCUCCGCGCGCGCUUCUCCUCCGCGCAGACGACCUCCUCGCGCUCAGCAGCGGCCUCCAUUUUAGCUCCUUCCCCGGCCGCCGCCUCACGUGUCCUGGACUGUCUCCCUCACAUGACCCGUGUGUUUGUCCCCGUGAUCAGCGCUUCCAUCUGCGUAAAUCACUGCCGUUGAAUAUCGGCGGGGUUUUUUUUUUUGUUGUUGCUUUUUUUUUUUUUUUUUUUUUUUAACCCACCGCAAAACGAACUUGAUGGAUCUGCUGGAGCAGAGUCUGGACAGCUCGGCGAGUCACGACAAACAGGAGGCAGAAGAGGUGGUGCAGUUACAAGAAGGAGAGUCGGUGGGGACGGAGGAGCACGCUGCCGUGACCAUCACUGGCGUCCCGCCGGCUACGUUCACCGACCACAAUGUGCAGUACCAGUUCCGCACAGAGAACAGUGGAGGACAGGUGACUUACCGCGUGGUUCAGGUGACAGACGACCAGUUGGAAGCCACGGCCGAUGGGACCGGAGCUGUCAGCGUCGUCUCCACCACGGCGUUCGCCGGGGCCCCUCAGGCCGUCGCUCAGGCCGUCAUCCAGAACCCUUUCAGUAACGGCGGCAGUCCCGGGGGCGAGACUGUGGGAGGCGAGACGCGCUUCGCCUAUUUCCCAGCCGCCGCCGUCAGCGACGGGACGGCCGUGUCCGUGCAGGCCGCCUCCGACCCGACGAUAGCACAGGCGGGAGGUCAGUUCUACGUGAUGAUGAGCCCCCCCGAUGUGCUGCAGACGGCGGCCCCUCGCACCAUCGCGCCGCGCACACACACCUACACUGCAGACCUCGGUGAAAGCGAGAUGUUGCAGCAUGGCAGUUCAAACUGGAAAGUGGAGGGUCCCCGGGCGCCCAGAGACGAGAGGCGAAGAGCACAGCACAAUGAAGUGGAGCGACGGAGAAGAGACAAGAUUAACAACUGGAUUGUCACGCUUUCAAAAAUCAUCCCAGACUGCAGCAUCGACAGCAGAACUGGAGCGAGUAAAGGAGGCAUCCUGUCCAAAGCCUGCGACUACAUCCGAGAGCUGCGUCAGAGCAACCAGCGCCUGCAGGACAGCUACAAAGAGGUGGAGCAGGUUGAGAUGGACAACGAGCUGCUCAGACAACAGAUAGAGGAACUAAAGAACGACAACGCUCUCCUUCGAGCACAGCUGCAGCAGCACGGCGUGGAAGUCAACGGGGAUGCAACGCCGCAGUGAUGGUGGACUGGACACACGUAAUGUCCCAAACACAAAGACGCAUCGUCCCUCCCACCUGAACAGCACCGGGGAAGGAAUAGCGAGACAAUUUGCAUCGGAAAUUGGACCACGCCCCAAAACACGCGCGCAGGGCUUGGAGAAGAGCGCUGAAGCACUUGAGGCCGCCGCCUCCUCCUCCUCCUCCUCCUCUUCUUCUUCUUCCUCCUUCAGCUGGUGGAGGCCGAACGCUUGUAAAAUGGGUUUACUGUGUAGCCACAUGAACCUCUCACCUUCGCUUUAAAGGGACAUGACCUCCGCACAGCACCGCCACGCUUGCACCAAACUUCCUUUUUACUUUUAAAUUAUGAAACCCGCCACAGAAAAAAAACGUCCUUUUUUAGCAAUUUUCCCUUUUUAAUCGUACCGCAAACUUGCUUUAGUUUUUUUAGUUUUUUUUUUUUACUUUUGCUGUGUUUCCGCCUGAAUGGGACUCGAAUGAUGGCUCUGCUUUGCUUUUAAUUUAUUAGUGUUUAAGGAAUGUGCAAAGAAAGAAAAGCUGAUACUAGAAUUUUCUUUUGUUCCCCAGCAACAAAUUCAUAGUGGCCAAAUCCAAUACUUUGAUCACCCUCAUUACCGUUACCAAGGAUAGUUAAAAUGAUCUGUGUGCAAUUUGGGGUGACCUUUCCCUUUUUGCCUCUUAACACUGACACUGUUGGCACCAGGCAGUGCUCCCCAACCGAAUGAACAUAAUCCACGGUCGGUAAAUGAACUGUCUAAGCAGAUUUGAUGGCACGUGCACGGCGUUGAAUAAGCCAGUGGGAGAAUCCAGCUGUUAUAGUUGCUCGGGUCAUCGAGACAGUGCACAGGUAAGACCUAUGAAGUCUUUACAAAGAUCUCUCUUGUUUAAAGACGGGUGAUGGUUUUCACCGUAGGAAUCUUUUUCUCUUCUCCGGCGGGCAUUAAGAUGUGGUUGGUUUGUAAAUCUUCUUAAUAGGUCGCUGGUGUGCUGCACUGGAGGAGAGGUUCGGUUGUAAGAGGUCCUGGUUCGUGACCAGCCUCUGUUCGGCUCACUAGUAUUGCUGCAUUUAAGUGGACACGUGGGGUGGAUUUUCUUUUCUUCCUCUUGUUUUGCAAUCUUCCACAAUCUCUAAACUUUUGGGAACCUUUUGAAAGAAAGAAGACCACAACAUGGUCAGGAAAGUGCUGAGGGUAGUUGUAACUAACCAACUUUUGUAUACACUGAAAGUCACCACAGCAUGGAGAAAAAUAUAACCACUGGCAUGACUAAUUCUGAUACUACAAUAAAACAAGUGUUUAUACCCCA